AUGAUUGAUCAAUUACCAUUAAUAGUUAUCAAAAAAAUAGUUGUUAGUUAUGAUCUCUCAGUGUUAAGAGUAAGAGAUUACAGUAGAUCGUCUUUGAAAUCCUAUAGAUCGAUCUUUGAAUCAUCAUUAUUACUUCGCACCAAUCGAUCAUUCCAAUAUGCAAAUACUCUUGAAAUCAAUGCAAUCGAUCCUGUCACCCACCACAUUUUAAAUGAAGAAAUAAAUAAAAAUGAUCAAGAUUAUAUUGUACUAGCAAAUUUUAAAGAUGCUUAUCAAGAUAUCGAAUAUUACGAACAUGCUUUCGAUGUAUAUUUUUAUGGUAGAUCACUUGUUGAACUUGCCAAUUUCCCGAUUGUCAAGAUGGAUCUAUCAAGAGCAGAUGGUAAUAUGUUAGCUAAUGGAACACUUCCCAAUACUUUAGAGAAACUAUUGGAGUAUCUUCCAGCUACUCUUACUCACUUGAACUUGGGACCAAGACAAGUCGAUGUAAUAAUGCUACACACACCAGACCUCGAUCAAACACCCAUUCUCAAAGUAUUGAUAAACUAUCCAGCUAGUUCUAUAAGUAAGCUACCAACCGGUCCUCUCAACAAUGAUGGUAAAUGUGUCAUUCCUUUAACUGUUAAAACACUUUCCUUCAGUCGAUUCUCUACGAAUUCAGUCGUACUAGAUUCAUCGAUACUUCGGAAUGGACUUAGAGUGCUACAUUUGGGCAAGCAUCUAAAAGGUAUCAAUUUAAAGCCGAAUCAACUACCAAAUACUCUCGAAGAGCUAUACUUUCACAGCGGUUACCUUGGCAAAUUGAAAAAGAAUGUCUUUCCUCAUUCUUUGGAAAUUCUCUCCGUUGAUUGUGAACACUAUCAAGACGCAAUCGAACCAGAUGUACUUCCGCCACAGCUCAGAGAGUUGUAUUUGCUACUGAAAGAAGAUAUACCGUUAAGAGCAAAAUCAUUACCAGCAUCUCUCAAACUAUUGAAACUCUCCAAUUCAUAUUGUACAAAGCUACCUUUUAAUUCGAUUCCUAUGACCAAUACCACUAAAAAUAACAAAAAUAACAAUAAUAACAAUUACAAUAACAUUAUUGAUAAUAUACAUUUAACAAUAGAGGUUGGAACUGAAUUCUUUUCAACAAAUAGAUUGGAAACACUGCCAUAUGGUAUUAAAACUGUUAUUAUUAAUAAUAUUAAUGUAAAAUCUACACUUAGAAGAAUUGGAAACAAUAGUUUUAUAUCAAUCAAUUUCAAUCAAGGUGGAAUCAUCAACUCAACUGAACAACUACAAAAAUUGAUACAGUAA
This is a messenger RNA of Heterostelium album PN500, 1296 nucleotides long. RefSeq lists its product as uncharacterized. The record is from RefSeq and is a predicted model, not a curated record. The coding region runs from base 1 to 1296 and encodes 431 amino acids. The transcript has 6 exons. NCBI's taxonomy places the organism in Eukaryota, Evosea, Eumycetozoa, Acytosteliales, Acytosteliaceae.